GCAAUGUCUUUGUGGUUAGCCUGGCACUGGCAGAUUUAGUAGUGGCCUUGUACCCUUAUCCUUUAAUCCUUGUUGCUCUUUUUCACAAUGGCUGGUCAUUGGGGGAGACACACUGCAAAGCAAGUGGCUUUGUGAUGGGACUGAGCGUUAUAGGUUCCAUCUUCAACAUCACCGCCAUUGCAAUAAACAGAUACUGCUAUGUAUGCCACAGUUUUGCAUACAAUAAAGUGUAUAGUUGGUGGAACACAAUGCUCUAUGUCUGCCUCAUCUGGGUUCUGACAGUGGUCGCAACCGUACCAAACUUUUUUGUGGGCUCUCUCAAGUAUGAUCACAGGAUCUAUUCAUGCACAUUCACUCAAACAGCCAGCUCCUGUUACACCAUUACUGUUGUCGUCAUCCACUUCAUUCUACCAAUCACCAUUGUGAGCUUCUGCUACCUGCGGAUCUGGAUUCUGGUGAUACGAGUAAGGAAGAAAGUCAAAUCAGAAUUGAAGCUGAAGCUAAAACCAAGUGACUUCCGAAACUUUCUCACCAUGUUUGUUGUCUUUGUGAUCUUUGCUUUCUGCUGGGCACCUCUGAACUUAAUAGGUCUGGCUGUGGCAAUUAAUCCUUCAGAAAUAGCGCCCAAAAUUCCUGAGUGGUUGUUCGUUGUGAGCUACUUCAUGGCCUACUUCAACAGUUGCCUUAAUGCAAUAAUAUAUGGACUUCUGAACCAAAAUUUCCGGAAGGAAUAUAAACAAAUCCUAAUGUCACUGUGGACACCCGCGCUGUUUUUUCAGAACACUUCCAAAGCAGGGACAGAAAUUCAGACGAGCAAACCUUCACCUGCUUUAAAUAAUAAUGACCAAACCCAUACCAAUACCUUGUAA
Messenger RNA from Python bivittatus (Burmese python), 869 nucleotides. The record is from RefSeq and is a predicted model, not a curated record. NCBI's taxonomy places the organism in Eukaryota, Metazoa, Chordata, Lepidosauria, Squamata, Pythonidae.